GUCCUAUACGGACAACGUAUGUCUUGGUACUCGUAAGCCCCUGAAUGCCCGUCACGGCGAAGUAAAUAGCUCUGCCUUAGUGGCCUCGUGGGCAGCGUCGUCCACAGUUUGGUAGCAGGCACAGCGAUGGCUAGUUACUACCAUGACGCAAGGGCGCACGCCCGUAAGCUCAAGGAGAUGUCCGAGGACAAUAAGCGCCGUGCAGAGCGCAAAGCGGAAAUUGCAGAGACGCAGGUUGAGCACCCGUUGAAUUACCUUUUUGUUGAGGGGCGGGCUUGCAGAACACACCGAAAUACUGAGCAACACCAGAAUCUUGAAAGCGGGGCUGGCCUUAUCCCGUGGGGAAAUGGAGGCUCCCUCAUCGACCGGUUCGACGGGCGCGCGCUGCUGGACUUCUAUCGUGAGCCCGACCCAUCCGCAUGGUCACGACCAAAAUCUGCACAGGAAGAAAAACUCGAUCAGUCGCUGCGCUUCGAGAGCUUUCGCGAUGUGGUGCGGCUGACGGCGAAGGGUUUGGGCGAGGAGGAGGGGCUGGCGUUUGCCCGGCAGGAGAACAUUGAGAUCCGCGCGGCCAUGCGGGCGGCAGCAACAGCUGCGGCAGUUGCGGCUGCGGGUCAGCGCAACCCACAGUCAUUGAGCAUGGCUGCGACAGCGGGCGCAGGGACGGGCAUGUUUUCAGCCGUGGGCUUCAACUAUGGCGGCGGGCAGGCAGGCGCCGGAGGAGCAGCCGGCGACAGCAGCAGCAGCGACUCUGACAGCGAUGCGGAGAGCGAGCAGGGGGAUGAAGGGGACGUCGAUGCGAGGCAGGAGGCUGAAGACGACCGAAUAGAUGACAUUGCAGAGCUGUACGGCCUCACCGACUUCUCCUACCGGCUGCACCGGGCGCAGGAGCAGGAGGGAGAGGAGGAGGCGCGACUGCGCAAGCCGCCCAGGCGGCGGGGCAGCCGCAAGAACGCCAAGGAGCGCGCCCGGCGCAUGAAGGGCAUGGGUCUGGACCCCACCGGCGUCCCCAUCGGCCCCGCGCGCGACUGGACGCAGCCGCCGCCCCCGAGGUCCUCUGCGCAGGACACCCGCCUGCUGCCGCCGCCACCUAGGUCCGCUCGUGACGCGCUGGACGAGGGCGGCCACCGACGAAGCUCGCCUACCUACUACGGCUCCCGGCGCUCGAGGUCCAAGUCGAGGUCGAGGUCGCGAUCCCCGUCACGCUCGCGAUCGAGAUCUCCCAGGAGGCGCCACCGCACCAGCAGCCGGCCGCAGUUCAUCACGGAGUUCUCGUCAUCGGCCGCGGCCGACUCCCGAGCUGGCGCCAGCGGCAGGGGAGGGCCCAGCGGGGUGGCGGCGCUGGCAGCGCAGCAGCAGCAGCUGGCGGUCAACAGACCCAACAUCGACAGGUCUGUGUUUGAGCGCGACGAGGCCAUCCUGGACGCGCUGCCGGACAUGCCCGACCCCGCAGCGCUGGGCGCGCAGCCCAUCCCUGUGCCUCCCACCAGCGUGCAGGCAAUACGGGCUGCGGCAGAGAACCGCAGCCAGCGAGGUGGCAGCGGCAGCGGGCGGCGCGAGCGGGAGCGCGACGAGCGGGAACGGGAGCGCGAGCGCGAGCGGGACUACCAUGGCUACAGCUACCGGCGGCGCUACGAGCAGCCGCACGCCGGCAGCAGGAGCCGCAGCAGGAGCCGCAGCCGGGAGCGGGACAGAGAGCGGGACCGGUCGCACGGCGGGAGUGGCGCCAUCGAGGGCGACAGGGCUCGGGAGCGGCCGCGGUGGGGCGGGGCAGCGAGUACGAGCGCGCCGGGUGCCGGUGCUGCGAAUGGCAAGGUGCCGGUACCCCACCCCUCCGCCUCCGCGCCCAGCACGGCUAGGGCGGCGCUACCGGGGACCUCGGCGACUGCUGCGGGCGGGGGCUCAACACCGGCUGGGGCUGCUGGGGCUGCUGCUGCAUCUAUUCCUGCUUCUGCUGCUGGUUCUGCGUCCGUCAAGGAGACCCCGCAGGAGCGGUUGAAGCGCAUCAUGGCCGCGCAGCUCAACAAGCAGGCGCAGAAGGACCACUUGGUGGCAGCACAGCGGAAGCUGCAGGUCGAGAAGGAGAAGGAAGCGCGUCAGGCCUUUGAGCGUGUUGUCAUGCGCCGCUCGCCCUCGCCACCUCCCCGAGAGGGCUCCGAGCACGAAUCCUACCGCAGGGGACGUUCACGGUCGCGUUCUCCGCGGGGAGGUGGGAGUCACAGGCGGCGGAGUCGCAGCAGGUAAAUGUGGAGCGGCGAUGUUGUUGUGCGCAUUGAGUGCAUGGAGGACAUUCGGUAGAAAAAUAAAUUAGGAAGUGCAUGGGAGGCAUUGGUUAAGACCAGUUGGGUAUUCAGGCGUUGCGGCAGGUGCGCGGAGGAGCGUGAGAGAUAUGAGAAAGCUGUUGGUAAGCUGCAUUGGUGUGAGUAGUGAGAGGGACGGUGGCUGCUGCGUCAAAUAGCACAGGGACUUGGGCAUAGAACAGUCUGUGGAUGAGUGCAAGUACUCGAGAUACAGGCACACAUGCAACUGUAAC
Molecule: messenger RNA, 2533 nt
Organism: Astrephomene gubernaculifera
Lineage: Eukaryota; Viridiplantae; Chlorophyta; Chlorophyceae; Chlamydomonadales; Astrephomenaceae
Source: the annotation of a GenBank genome assembly